CACGAAUGCUAAAAUUAUUACUGUUUUAAAUUUAUUUAUAUAUCACACCCAUUUUAGAAAAAUAAAACGCGCUCCCUUUCAAUUGGCUACUUCGCAUGAAUUCAUAGGCUCCGCGAAAGAAAUAAAAAUCAAAAGUGGGCCCCACCAUAACUUACAUAAAAGCCCUCUGCAAUCUCGAUAUUAAUAAUUACAAAAUGGAACGCUGGAAUCUAGCAAUAGCGACCUGCUCCAACACGCCACCCACUAUUUCGCCGCUCAUAUAUUUCCCCUUUUAAGCCAAAACAUCACCGCCACGUAGACUCGUAGGCCCUACACCUAACCCACAACAUUCAUCGUCCGAUCCACAGAUCCCAAUCCAACGGCUGACCACCACUAUCGCAUGCGUAUCUACGACAAUGACUCCCGCGGGGGCUCCGCCGCCUGAUUUAAGACGAUGAAAUCCAACGGCCAUCAACACUUAAUAAGGAAAACGACAGUAUAGCCCAAAGCCCGACCGCGCCCACCACCGGUGGGAGCCGUACGACUACUUGCGCAGGAUCUCGCCCUCCCGCUUCUGACACGUAGCAGGCCGAGUGGCGGGGACCGCAGCUCCCAUACGGUUACAAAUUUAGAUCCAUUCUCUCCUCCCCUAUUUCAUCCUACGCUUCCUCUUCUCUACUCACACACUACACAGAAAAGUAAGCUCCAAACAAAGCCAAAAACCAAAACCCUAACCCUAAAGAUUUUAACUAUGUCGCCGGCUCUCAGCCUCUUCUCUCCCACAAAGUCUGAACAUGCCGUAGAAUUCGAGGUUGAAGCUGCUGCAGCCGGGGAGGCCAAGCCCAAAUCGAGGCGCGGUGCCAGGCCGCCUGCUCCGAAGAAACCGCCACAGCGAGGCCUAGGAGUGGCACAGCUGGAGCGUCUUCGGCUGCAGGAGAGGUGGAAAAUGAUGAACGACGCGAUGGAGCCAACUGUUUCACUUCCGCUCUACGAUCUAUCGGCGGUCACGCGAUUCGGUGGAGCCUGGGUUGAUGCUCAUUCACUGACGCCGAAAGCUGCGUCAUCGCCACCCCAGGCAUUUCCAGCUUUUCUUUAUCUCCCGCGCUGCAGGUCAGGGAUUCAAAUAGCCGGCGGAGGCUACGGGACGUUUCCGGCUAGUCGACCAGCAUUGCCUGAGCAGUACGGGCUUGAUCGGUUCCAGUUCGGGGCCGGAAGCCCUUCUUUAGAGCCCCCUUCAAACCAAACCUCGCCGCUGUGCUUCUCGAGCCAAUGCGAGUUCUGCAUUCGUGAACAUGUUGUAGCCAAUGGUAGUCGGCGUCAAAUGGAGAGCAGUGGUUGGCGCCUGCAAGAGCUGCAAGCGUUGGCCGAAUCAUCGGUGAAGAAUAAAAGAUUUUAG
Messenger RNA from Phalaenopsis equestris, 1375 nucleotides. RefSeq lists its product as uncharacterized. The transcript has 2 exons. The record is from RefSeq and is a predicted model, not a curated record. Gene Ontology annotation, molecular function: DNA-binding transcription factor activity. NCBI's taxonomy places the organism in Eukaryota, Viridiplantae, Streptophyta, Magnoliopsida, Asparagales, Orchidaceae. The coding region runs from base 731 to 1375 and encodes 214 amino acids.